This is a messenger RNA of Asparagus officinalis (garden asparagus), 3867 nucleotides long. RefSeq lists its product as uncharacterized. The record is from RefSeq and is a predicted model, not a curated record. Bases 1 to 3867 code for a protein of 1288 amino acids. Lineage: Eukaryota; Viridiplantae; Streptophyta; Magnoliopsida; Asparagales; Asparagaceae. Gene Ontology annotation, molecular function: catalytic activity. The transcript is spliced from 5 exons.
AUGGAAACAUUCAUCAAUAAAGCAUGGGGUAAGAUAACCAUUCCCAAAAUUUCUCUGCUCAGACAAGGAGUGUUCUUAUUUGAUUUUCAGUCUGAUCAACAGAUGAGAGAUGUGUUAGAUGCUGGACCUUGGUUUUUUGGCUCAAGGCCUUUGAUACUUAAGCCAUGGUCUACUGAAAUUGAUGUAGAGAAAGUUCAAGAUCUCUCCUAUCCUAUGUGGAUCCAGCUUCCAAAUCUUAAGCUUAAUUUGUGGAGUGCUACAGGAAUUAGUAAAAUCUCUAGCCAAAUUAGACGCCCUAUUACAACUGACAUGCUCACUGCCAAUAGGCAGAGAUUAAGCUAUGCCAGAGUCUUAGUUGAAGUUCAAUUACCUUUGAAGGAACCUUUGCCAGACUCAGUAGAUCUACUAGGGCCAGAUGGGAAAAAAUAUAAUCAGAAGAUCAUAUAUGAACUUAAGCCAAGGUGGUGCUCAAAUUGCAAUAUAAUUGGCCAUGAAACUGAAAGCUGCAGAAGACAAAAAUUAAAAAAAAUAUGGGUGCCUGUCAACAGGAAGGAAAAUAAUGUAGAAAAGGAUAUGAAUGCAUUGUCAGGCCAUCAUGUAUCUGGGGGACAGCAGGUGGCUGAUGAUAAUUUGCCAACAAAACAAAUGAAUCAGGAGAAAGCUCAAAUCAAUUCUGGCAAUAACAAGAUAGACUCUUCUGAAAGGCUGAAACAUGCACAAAUAGUGUCAGAUACUUACUUGAGGAUUGACACUGGAUAUCAUGCACUCCCUGAAAAUGAAUCAACUUCUACAGUAAAACAUGCACAGAGAAAGGUGACUGACACUCAAAGUGUUAGGCAGGGAGAUUAUGGAUUAGCAACUCUUCAUCAAUUUUCCUCCCCUACAAUUAAUGCUUCAGGAUUUACAAGUGUCAGCAAGGCAAAUGUUGCUAGAAAAGGGUGGAAGUAUAUAAUGCACUUCUCAAUUUGGAACAUCAGGGGAUUUAAUAAGUCCCCCAAGCACUUAAUUGUGAAACAACUGAUCCAUGACUAUAAGCUAUCCUUCAUAGCUUUAUUAGAAACUAAGCUUUCUUCAGGAAAAAUGGGAAAAAUAGCUCAAAAAAUUGCUAAGCACCGGGAAUGGACUUCUAAUGUCCAGGAAGCAGGCAAUGGGAGGAUUUGGCUUCUUUGGAACAGUGACAUCCUCUCUGUUCAAUGUAUCAAAGUCUCUAUCCAAUACAUAACUUGUUCUGUACUUUCAAGGGAUGGUAGGAUCUCUUGUUUAAUGUCUAUAGUCUAUGCUCUCAAUCAAAGGGAAGAUAUGAAGGCACUAUGGCAGGACCUUCAAAACUUCAAGUCAUCAGUAAAUUGCCCUUGGUUAACUGGGGGAGAUUUCAAUGCUAUUCUCAGUGAUGAUGAAAAACUGGGAGGUUCGACAGUCACUGAGGUUGAUACUGAAGAUUUCCAGAACUUCAUAUCUUCUAGUCAGCUGACACACAUUAAGACUACAGGUUGUUUUUACACUUGGAAUAACAAGCAAGGGACUGAUACUAGAAUAUGGAGCAGAUUAGAUAGAGUAUUAGUCAAUGAAUCAUGGAUCUUACAAUAUACCUCAAGCCAAGUAGAAUUCUUGCAGCCAGCUUGUUCUGAUCAUUCACCAGCUCUCUUAACAAUUGGAGAUGAUGAUAUUCAGGGCUACUACAUGUAUAAGAUACAUUCAAAGCUCAAGCUUCUCAAGCCAAUGUUGAAAGAGUUAAAUAAAAGGCACUUCAUGAACAUUAGUGAACAGGUAUUAAGAGCCAAGCAAGAGCUAACUGAUACUCAAUGUAAAUUGAGUACUGACCUUUUCAACUCUUAUCUCAUAUCCAAGGAAAAGGAUUGCUUGAAGAAAUAUUCCACUCUACUACACUGUGAGGAAUCUUUUUACAGGCAGAAAACCAACAUUAACUGGGCUGUGCAUGGAGAUAAAUCUUCCCAAUUCUUUCAUGCAAUCAUUAAAGCUAGAAGGCACCACAACAGGGUUCUAUCCCUUUAUACUGAUAAUGGUGACAGAAUCUCUGAUAUGCCUACAAUCAUUAAUGAGCUAACUGAAUAUUAUAAAAAACUUCUUGGAUCAUCAGGGAAUUAUUCUGUGCCUGACCCAGCUGUCAUUGCAAAUGGCCCUAUCUUAACUGCAGAUCAAAGGAGCAUGCUAGCAUCUCAUGUCACUAAGGAAGAAAUAAAAAAUGUUGUGUUCACAAUGUCAGAUGACAAAAGCCCUGGACCUGAUGGAUUCAGUGCAUCUUUUUUCAAAUCGGCUUGGAGUAUUAUUGCAGAUGAAGUAUGCAAAGCUACAGAGGAAUUCUUUCAUACUGGUAAACUUCUUGGUGCCUUUAACUCCACCUCAAUCACCUUAGUGCCUAAAAUCCUCAAUCCUAGAACACCAGCUGAUUACAGGCCCAUCUCAUGUUGCAACUGUAUAUACAAGGUGAUCUCUAAAAUCAUUACUGCAAGAAUUCAGAAAGUAAUUGGUUACCUGAUUGAUGAUGCACAAAGUGCAUUUGUUAAGGGAAGACUUAUCUCUAAUAAUAUCCUGUUAGCUCAUGAACUCCUCAAACAUUAUGGUAGAAGGCAUGUCUCUCCAAGGGCUGUUCUGAGUGUCGAUCUGAGAAAAGCUUUUGACAUGAUAAGUUGGGGUUUCAUCAGGCACAUGUUGACAGGUUUGGGAUUUCCUACUAAUAUGAUCAAUUGGAUCAUGGAAUGCAUCUCUACUCCUAGAUUCUCCUUAUCACUGAAUGGCUCCUUGCACGGGUACUUUGAGGGAGCUAGAGGACUUAGGCAAGGUGAUCCAUUAUCUCCCUUCUUAUUUGUAUUAGGGAUGGAGUAUCUAUCUAGGAAACUGAAGACUCUCAACCCAGAUAGAAGAUUCAAGCAUCAUCCAAAAUGUGCCAAAUUGAAUAUUACUCACUUGAUAUUUGCUAAUGACCUGCUACUAUUUUGUAGAGCUGAUCUGGACUCAAUAAAUAAAAUGCACAGCUGUCUUCAAGAAUUCAGCAAUGUCUCGGGGCUGGAGGCUAACUCUAGCAAAAGCUCAAUCCUCAUGAGUGGUAUUAAUGAUGACCUGAAGGCACAAAUCUGCUCAUUCUUAAACUUCUCAGAGGGUUCCUUGCCAAUGAGAUAUCUAGGCAUGCCACUGAUCUCAAAGAGGCUCUCCUUUCUUGAUUGCUCACCUCUGAUAUCCAAAAUCUCAGACCAAUUCCAAACUUGGCAGAACAGGAAAAACUUAUCAUAUGCGGGAAGAAUUCAACUUAUAAAGUCUGUUAUACUGGGAAUACAAAUCUAUUGGACAAGCAAUUAUAUCCUUCCGAUCAAGGUGCUGGAUAGGAUUGAUAAAAUGUGCUCUGCUUUUCUAUGGGGGAACAAAAUUCAUCUAGUCUCCUGGGCUGAGGAAAUUUGGCAAAUUCAAUCAAGGAAAAAUGACUCUUGGAUGUGGAGGCAACUCCUAAAGGUGAGAGAUUUGGUGAUCAACAGAUUUGGUAAUGUGGAGAAUGUAUACAGAGUUCUUGCUACCUGUCUCAAAGAUGGCAAUAUUCAAAUUUCAUCUAUAUACAGUUUUGUUUGGAAUGAAAUGAUGGAAUGGCUUGGCUUUACAUGGAGAUCAUGUGAUUGGGAUCAUGUGAUGAACUGGUUUUGUAACAACAUGAGGGGCCAAGGGUUCAUGAAGAAGAUGAAGAGAAUGGUACUGUCGGCAACUAUAUACUGGAUAUGGAAGGAGAGAAACUCAAGAAUUUUUCAGCAAAAAUGCCGAAGUCCAGACCAACUGGUGAGAGAGGUGAAGCUUACAGUCCUUAUGAAAGUGCUACAUGAAGAUAUCCCAGAUCAUUUGAGAGAGAAAGUUGAGAGGUUGUAA